CAUUUACAAAAUUUCAAAACUGUACCUUCAAAGGAAUCUGAUAGAGAGGGCAAGAAUGUGGGCAAAACAAACUAGAACAUUAGAAGCAAUUUAAUGAUGUUUGAGACAAAAUGAUCAAAUGCUAGAUAAAUUAUGUUGACCAGUGUUCGUUAACUUUUAAAUCAAACAGCGAAAUAAUGCCCAUUAAAAUCUUAUUUUUUCCAUAAAAUAGCUCUCUCUUUCUGCCGAUUUUUAAUGCGUCGAUAGUCAUAGCCACAGAUUAACCUCUGUGAUCUGUGGUCAUAGCCCUAACCUCAAACUGCCAUCCAAUGUUCAAUCAAGCUGUUUUGAAAUCAUUAUACAAAUAAUUAAAUAAAAAGUUUCUCCAUAAACAUGCCGGCCCUUUUGUAGAAAAAAUGAACAACUUGGAGGAAGCAGUUUUGAAGAAAACAACCGAUGCUACAUUACUGAAAGAAAAAGUGCUUGGCUAUGACUGGGGCCAAGGAAUAAACUACGACAAACUCCUGGAGAGUUACCUGAGCACCGGAUUCCAAGCCACCAACUUUGGGCUUGCCGUUCAGGAAAUAAACAAAAUGUUAGCGUGUCGAAAGCUAUCAUUGCCCAAAGAAAAAUACAUAGACCGGGAAGACGAAUUCACCGAGAUUCGAAACAGUUGCACAAUUUUCCUUGGAUAUACAUCUAAUUUGGUGUCUAGUGGACUGCGGGAAACGAUAAAGUUUUUAGUAGAGCAUAAAAUGAUAGAUUGCAUAGUAACAACCGCGGGGGGCAUAGAAGAAGAUUUUAUUAAAUGCCUAAGCCCAACAUAUCUGGGCGAUUUUAAUUUAGACGGCAAUGCCCUUAGAGAGAAAGGUAUAAAUCGAAUAGGUAAUCUUCUGGUCCCAAAUGACAACUAUUGUAGUUUUGAGAACUGGGUUUUGCCUAUUUUCGACAAAAUGCUCAUAGAGCAGAAAGAGAAACAGAUCCUAUGGACACCCAGUAAAAUAAUCAGUCGACUAGGAGAAGAGAUAAACAAUACAGAAAGUAUUUACUAUUGGGCAAAUAAAAAUAAAAUUCCAGUUUUCUGUCCUGCCUUAACAGAUGGAAGUAUUGGUGAUAUGAUGUUUAUGCAUUCGUUUAAAAAUCCUGGCCUUGUGGUGGAUAUAGUGCAAGAUCUUCGGCGGCUCAAUCUUAUGGCGAUGAAUGCGGUGAAUAGUGGAAUCAUAAUUUUGGGGGGCGGCGUCAUCAAGCAUCAUAUUUGUAACGCCAACUUAAUGAGAAAUGGGGCUGAUUUUAGUGUGUUCCUAAACACAGGAUCGGAAUUCGAUGGAAGUGAUUCUGGAGCUCGACCAGACGAGGCAAAGUCUUGGGGUAAAAUUAAAAAGGAUGCAACCCCCGUUAAAAUAUAUGCAGAAGCAACACUCGUGUUUCCUUUACUAGUUGCGCAAACAUUUGCCAAAGAACUCUAUGGAGGUAAGACGUAAAGAACAAUUCUUUGUUUCAUUUUCAUAAUGCAAGACAGCCUCUUCCAAAUGACAAUGAAAUAAAACAUCUAAAUAAAAGAAUUUGUUUUUAUUUUACAUAAAUUAGAGUAACGUGCGGAUAGCAAUAGUUUGAAAACAAAAAGUAAAUAAAAUCUAUAAUAUUCUAACGAAUAGCUUUAUAUUACAAGAUUUUUGCUUUCUGUAAAAUUUGAAAAUAUUUACAAUAUUCUAUAAAUCGAUCAAUCUCAGUAAGGAUCCACAUUUUACCCAACAGCAACGCCUAGGUUAGUGAAUUAAAACGAAAAUUCUAUUACAUCAGCUCAAACGCAGCUUAUUCGGAAAAACUUUCAAAAUAUACAGUCGAUCAAUUAAACCAAGUUACUCAGAUCAGUUAUUAAAAUGAAUUUGGCAGCUUUCCACCCAAAAUAUUUUGCCUAAAGAAAAAUACCAUCAUUUAGUGUUACUUGGAUAUAUUACCACGCAAAAAGCAUUGCGUCAAACUAAGAUAAAUGAAGAUUUAACUAUACAUUAAUGUAAAUAAUAUAUGUGAAAGCGUGUCUAUCAGCGUACUGGAAAACUCUGAAUAUUUUUCGAUUUGCCAAUCGGCUGCGGAUUCAAUGUUCCGGAAUACUUUUGAUCUAUAAUUGAAAGUCUACUGUAUAUUUUUAAUUUAUGCAAAAAACACUCUUCUAAACUGUAGUUUUACUACCACGUGCGUCUAUAAAUAUUUGGGAAAAUAAACUGUUUCCUACUGACUUUUGGGCUGAAAGCAUGUUUACAGGGCCUCAUCUAGAUUAUAGCAAUGCCGUCUGGUUUUCUAUUGUUCAAAUAAAACAUUGUUUCAUAUAUUUAAAGAUGACCAACAACAAUAUAAAUUUCACCAUAAUGUACUAAUGUAGAUAUUAUCACACAAAGAAAUAUGAAAAUUACUCAGUCUGCUUUGAUGAGUGUGUUGUAAAAUGUAAAAUAAGCAGAUUAAAACAUUAUUUAUA
Dendroctonus ponderosae (mountain pine beetle) is the source of this 2452-nucleotide messenger RNA. Its product is annotated as probable deoxyhypusine synthase. Gene Ontology annotation, molecular function: deoxyhypusine synthase activity. Gene Ontology annotation, cellular component: cytoplasm. Gene Ontology annotation, biological process: peptidyl-hypusine biosynthetic process. The record is from RefSeq and is a predicted model, not a curated record. Lineage: Eukaryota; Metazoa; Arthropoda; Insecta; Coleoptera; Curculionidae. Bases 396 to 1460 code for a protein of 354 amino acids. The transcript has 5 exons.